AUGGACUCCACUAGCGGUCUUGGAGCGCCUGAUGGCUUGGACAGACAUGCAUCCUCUACCAAUGGCCAACCGUCAGCCACUGGCGCUGAGCUGGCGACUGCUCAGCCUCAAGAUUCUACAGUAUCCAGCCGGUCAGAUGUUCCAAACCGGUCAACCCCAAAGCAGAGGGCUAAAUGCCGCUUCUUUACUUCCCAAAAGGGAUGUCGCGCCGGCGAUGCUUGCCCGUAUAUCCACGAUUUGGCCGAUUCUAAACGGAAGAGUGCACAGCCUGGGGCGCAAGUGCAGGGCGGCUCAGCCAAUGAGGUCGAAGAUUCCCAGAAUUCUUUACAACGUGUAGCUACCGAUGUUAGAAAUCUUUCCAUAAAUGACACCAAGGAAGUCAGGGCUGUUCCUCAGGCAGGAGCCAAGCCGAGUUUCCACGCCGGCCAAAGGCCAAUUUCUAAGGCCGAAAGCUCGAGCCCGAGGGAAUUUCAGAUCAAUCAGCUGAGACGAAGGUUUCGUCCAAAGGAAACCACUGACGGGUCAGGGACAUCCUUAACAAUUGAAAUGGCUCCUUCUGACCCCGAUUUUCCAUUUGAAAUGGAUAAGCUGCAAUGCAUUCUGCAUGUGCCGCUGUCCUAUCCCGGACAGGGAAGACCUACGUUAACAGUAAUUAAUCCGGACAUGGAAAGGGCUUUCCAAGCCAAUGUGGAGAGAGGCUUCGAUGAUAUUGUCGACAGUACGUUGAGGACGGGUGGCCGAGGAACUUUGUUGAGUUGGAUGAACAGCCUCGAUCGGCAUCUGGAGCGCUUGCUUACAACCACUGAAAGAGGACCCACCCUCAAGUUCGUCCCUAAUGUUGGCAGCAAGGAAGUACAGGAGCGUCGAGCGCCAGAGCAGGUACGGGUAUCCCUCACUGAUACGCCUGCAACGGAACAAAAGCCAGUUCCAAAGCCAACGGCACCAGUCACGAAUGUUUCCAGGGUUUACACCACGGAAGAAAAAGCCCAGGCGGAACGAAGAAGGGCAGUCGAAACAAAACAAAUCGAGGCUCGGCUCGGUAGAUUGCCCCUAUUUCAGAAGUCUCGAGAUGAAUUGUCCUACGUUAUUCCUGUGCAACCCUCCAAAGUGGAACGCCUGCCUGUUUCACUUCGACCAAUCAAGACAGUGAAGUUGCUGGUGCCUCGUCUAUACCCUCUAGAGCCAAGUUCAAUUGAGCUUCAGGGUAUAAGAUCUCCCGAAGCCCAAUCUGUAGAGGUCGGCUUCUCGCAGUGGGUGAAGGCAAACGCUCAGCUUAACUUGAUGUCCCAAAUCAAUUACUUGACGAGCAAUCUGCACACUCUUGCGACGACCGCCUUAAAAUCGGCAGUGGAACCGACGCCAGAACCGACCACGAGCUCUGUGAAUCUAUCCGAGGAAUCUGUACCGUCUCGCUCAAACAAUCCGAUGCUUGAGGUGGAGGAUAAACCUCAUAUUCGUGUCAUUCCACGUCCUCCAGAAUGGACUGCAGGAGAUAGUGAUGAGGGCACCGAGGUCUCAGAAUUCUCGACAUCAGAAGACGGCUUCACGGACGAGGAUGGAGAUGACGAGGACGGCGGCACUCCUGUUCCUGACAUGCCGGCACCGACAGCUGAACGUGGAGUGGCCCUUUCCUUCCCCUACCUGGAGCUGUAUGGCAUUGAGCUCCUGGAGCUUGUAGGUCUCUACAUCACAAUCAAGUGCGAUCGUUGCAAAGAGCACUUGGACGUGAGAAAUAUCCCGCAGGUCAAGGAUAAGAGUGAUGUAUUGGCUCCGAAAGUCGAGACGUGCAAGAAGUGUACCAACACAAUGAGCCUUGGCUUUCGAAGACAGCUGAUGCAUGCGCACUCCACCCGCGCGGGAUAUUUGGAUUUGGACGGCUGUACCGUUGUCGACCUUCUUCCCAGUAGCUUUAUCCCGACCUGCGCAGAAUGCUCGACGACAUUUGCUGGACCUGGCGUCGUUGCAGUUCGCGGCGAGAGUGCAACUGCUUCCUGCCGUCAGUGCCAUCGCAAAAUGGUCUUCAAAAUCCCCGAGGUCAAGUUCUUGAUUGUAGGAUCUGCUGCAUUCACCUCUCGUGAUCGUGUUCCACAGCGGAAGAAGCCGAAAGAGACCCUUGGUAUAGUCGCUGGUCAGGAGUUGCCUCGUCGAGGCAGAUGUAUGCACUACGGUAAAAGCUAUCGAUGGUUCAGGUUCAGCUGUUGCGCAAAGGUUUUCCCCUGUGACAAAUGCCAUGACGCAGCUACAGAUCAUCCGAAUGAACAUGCAAACCGCAUGAUUUGUGGAUUCUGUUCAAGAGAACAAGUCUACCGCCCCGAGAACUGCGGUAUAUGCCGUGCAGUCCUCGUCGGAAAAGCAGGCAGCGGUUUCUGGGAAGGAGGAAAGGGUACAAGGAACAAGGUUCUGAUGAGCCGAAAGGACCCGCGAAAGUAUAAACGUCUGGCAGCGACAAAACCAGGUGGUUCGAGCUCCUCGAAGAAAUGA
Molecule: messenger RNA, 2481 nt
Organism: Aspergillus lentulus
Lineage: Eukaryota; Fungi; Ascomycota; Eurotiomycetes; Eurotiales; Aspergillaceae
Source: RefSeq, a predicted model, not a curated record